UGCUUCCCUACAGGUGUCUGUUAUCCCCUCUCUGCAGUAAUUUCCAGGGUUGACUUUCACAAGCUCUGAGCAGCAGUGCAGGGUUCGAGGGCAGUGAGUGAGUUUCCUCCACCAGAGAAUGCACUGUGGGCCAGAGGAGUUCAUGCUGCACCCUCCCUGCCAGGAGAAGUAGCCUUGGAGCGCAAGGAGAAGAUGUUACAAGGUGCAAGACUCACCACUCAGCAUGCACAGACAUUAGCUGCCCACAAAGGCUCAAACUCUUCCUUCCUGAGAAGACACCACAAGGUUCAUCCAUGCCCACAUCAGUCCCACGUCAAAACCACCACCAUUGAGGCCACAUGGAAGCCCUGGGAUUACAGCAGCUCUGUCAGGGCUGAUUCCUCACCCUGCUCCUCAGAGCGUCUCCGGGGCUGAGCCUGCCGGGGGGAUGCGAGCGCCGGCAGGGAUGGGCGCUGGAGCCUGCCUGCUCCCUUGGCUGCUGCUUCUGCUGCUGAUGGCUCACUCAGCCCACACAGCCAUCCUGGAGGUGAACGGAAACAUGAACUGUAGGUGUGUGAAGACAACCUCGGACUACAUCAGCCCAAAGAGAUAUGAAAGCAUUGAGAUAAGACCCGUGGGAAGCACCUGCAGGCGCAUGGAGAUCAUAAUCAAACUGAGGUCCCCAGGGAAGCUCUGUGUGAAUCCAGAGGCCCCUUGGGUGAGGAAGCUGCUGAAGCGCAUCGCCAGCACGAAGAAGAAAUAAGUUUGCUGCCGAGGAAGUGGAUGCUCCGAGCCCCGGGAUGGGCUGGCCGAUGCCGCACAGAUGUGGACACCUGGCUGCUCCUCGCUUGCCCGCCGCGUCCUCCCCUUCCCCAAAGCCUCGCCUCUGGCCCCAGCGGUGGCCCCAGCCCGGAGGGUGCUUUGCUGCUGACGCCAGCCCCACGGCAGGCUCGUGGGGGUGCUCUCCCCUGCGGCAGUGUGGCUGUGAACCGUCCUUGGGUUGCUUGCCUGCAGCCCACGGAGCCUUUCCCUGCCAGGGUUCGAUGCUGUAGGAACUCUGUGACUCUCUCCACGUGAAGUGCUCACCAGCGGAGUGCCUGCCUGGGGCUGUCUUACACUGUGUGGUGUGUCCUGUCCUGACAGCUCAAGCCAAAUAAAACCCAUCUCUGUG
Pogoniulus pusillus (Red-fronted tinkerbird) is the source of this 1150-nucleotide messenger RNA. Its product is annotated as interleukin-8-like. NCBI's taxonomy places the organism in Eukaryota, Metazoa, Chordata, Aves, Piciformes, Lybiidae. The transcript has 6 exons. Gene Ontology annotation, molecular function: chemokine activity. Gene Ontology annotation, biological process: chemotaxis; immune response; defense response. The coding region runs from base 428 to 742 and encodes 104 amino acids. Gene Ontology annotation, cellular component: extracellular region. The record is from RefSeq and is a predicted model, not a curated record.